Lolium perenne is the source of this 1574-nucleotide messenger RNA. Its product is annotated as probable F-box protein At4g22165. Gene Ontology annotation, molecular function: protein binding. NCBI's taxonomy places the organism in Eukaryota, Viridiplantae, Streptophyta, Magnoliopsida, Poales, Poaceae. The record is from RefSeq and is a predicted model, not a curated record.
UUCCUCUUAUUACUUAAUCGUGAAGAAAUUUCGGGAAAGAAGAUACUCAUCCACGAACAAUGGCGACUGUGACCGGCGAAGAAUCACUGGAGCUGCCUUAUUGCGGGGAAGAAGAACGUAGUGAUCCACAUACGAUGGCGACUGUGACGUGCCAGUCGCCGGAGCUGCCUCAGGACAUCUUGAUUGACAUAUUUUCCCGCCUCCAGAUCCCUGAUCUCGCGCCUGCGGGCUCUGUGAGCUCCUCCUGGCGUUCGGCCUACACCAGCCUACUCAACCUUGGGAAGUAUUACAGACAGGCUCAGACGCCAUGCCUGCUAUACACUUGUGAAUGCGCUGGAAAGAACGUUGCAUGUCUCUACAGUCUCGCGGAGAAGAGGGUUUACAAGCUGCCUCUCACAUGGUCACUCCUCCGCGGCAGGUUUGUGAUUGGAUCAUCCCUAGGCGUCCUAGUUACAGUUGAUGAGAGGUCUGAGAUGCACCUCGUCAAUCCGAUUACCGGUGAGCAGAUUGGCCUCCCUUCGGUGACCACCAUAGAACAGGUGAAGCCCAUCUAUGAUGACACCGGUGCUCUCCACAUGUACGAGUGCUCAUUCCACACUGCAAAGAAGGUUCUCUGCCCUCCAGAAAUUGUUGCUCUUGACAAGCUACGGGAUUUUCUCCAACACAAGGCCUUUGUGCUUUCGGACACAUCCACUAAGAGCUUAAUUGUGGUGCUCAUCCACAACCCACAUCGCCAGCUCUCCUUUGCGAGGCUCGGGGAUGAUAGCUGGACCUGGCUGCCGCCGCACGCCUUCUUUGAUGACUGCAUCUACAAAGAUGGACUGUUAUAUGCUACCAACACGGAUGGAGAAAUUCAUGCCUUCGAUCUCUCUGGCCCUAAGGUGACAUGCAAGAUGAUUUUGAGGAGGUUCGAGGUUGAAAAGUGUCGCAGCAUGUACAUUGUACAAGCUCCAUGGGGCGAUCUUCUGCAAGUUGGGAGAUCAUUUUCUGAUUAUGAGCUAGAACCUGAGCCUGGAGCAUUUGUUUAUUGGAACACUGGCAGAUUUAGGAUAUAUAAAGUUGGCAUUGCAGGGAAAGGACGUGAGAAAGUCAGGAGCUUGGGUGACCAUGUGUUGUUUCUUGGGUAUAAUCAGUCGCUUUGUCUUAGUGCCAAAGAAUAUCCAGGUCUCAAGGCAAAUCAUGCAUACUUCACUGACGAAAGCUAUUUGUGGACAAAGGGAUUUGAGAAUAAUCGCCGUGAUAUAGGAAUUCUCAACCUGUGCAAUAACACGAGGGAGGAAAUCGUGUCACCUCAGCUUUGGUCUGAUUAUCCGGCUCCCACGUGGAUUACACUUGAUCUUAGAAAGAUGAAGCUAGUUUUAAACCAAGCCAGCGACAAAGUUGCUACCACAUCAGGUCAGGACACUGCGUCCAAUACGCCCGAGCUCCCCCCUGCCUUCCGCCAUGAAGACAGCGACAAUGCUGCACUUAGGAUGGUCUUCUUCCGUGGCGCCGCACUACAAAGAGGAGCGGGAGCCCGUCACGAGGAAAGCAUAGUGGCGGAGGCGCAGGAGCCUAUCAUGGGGAAGGCCUAG